Pochonia chlamydosporia 170 is the source of this 1632-nucleotide messenger RNA. Its product is annotated as proteasome-activating nucleotidase. The transcript has a single exon. Gene Ontology annotation, molecular function: ATP hydrolysis activity; ATP binding. Gene Ontology annotation, cellular component: peroxisomal membrane; cytosol. The coding region runs from base 1 to 1632 and encodes 543 amino acids. The record is from RefSeq and is a predicted model, not a curated record. Lineage: Eukaryota; Fungi; Ascomycota; Sordariomycetes; Hypocreales; Clavicipitaceae. Gene Ontology annotation, biological process: protein import into peroxisome matrix.
AUGGCCAAGGUCAAUCAAAAUGCCUUUGAGCUCUGGAAGCAACACGUUAGUCAACCUCGUGUGGACAGUGAAGUGGCAGCCUGUCAACUACUGCGUGACACUCAUCCAGACUACCACGUCACCCGCACCGACCCAGAAAAGUCAGACUUGAUCGGGUACGCUGAGGCAGGCUUUGCCACCAAAACCCUUCAUCGUCCUGCGGACUAUGAUGCUACGCGCAGAUACAAGACUGCUGGUUCUAGUGCUUGCUCCAUUCCCGUUUUUUGGCCGUUCGACACCGUGCUGCCCGAGGCUGGCCCGGGGACAUUGGAAGAUGAGGUCCGCUUCGGCUGCUGGAAGUAUUCCUGGGAUGGCCACGAGUUCCUGGUGUACGAAGUUGGCUAUUUAGGCCAACACAAUAACCUCAUUAAGAAUCUAUACAUUUUGGCACCAGCGGGAGACUAUGUGCAAAAUGGAUGCCACGAGCAUACCGACGCUUUGAUCCUAGCUGCGGGGGCCUGGACGAAGGCCUUGCAUGAGGAGAUCUACGUCUUUGACGAUUCGUCAUGGCGUAAAUCUUCAUCCAUGUACCGAAGCGUACAAGGUGUCUCCUGGGAUGAUAUGAUCCAAGAACCUUCUAUGAAGGACGGCCUCCUGAAGGACGUUCUCUCCUUCUUCGCCUCUCGAGAGUCGUACGCAUCGAUGGGAGUCCCGUGGAAGCGCGGCGUGAUCUUACAUGGUGUGCCGGGCAAUGGUAAAACUCUCAGUAUCAAGGCUCUCAUCAACUCUCUGUCGGCUCUUGACCCGCCUAUUCCCGCUCUUGUUGUGAAAUCGUUUGACAACAGGUGCAACGGGCCAAAAUGGGCGAUGAAGAUCAUGUUCUCGCACGCACGCGCCAUGGCACCUUGUGUGCUCGUCUUUGAAGAUCUCGACAGUUUGGUUGAGGACGAGACACGGAGCUACUUCCUCAAUGAGGUGGAUGGUAUCGAAUCCAAUGAGGGCAUCUUGAUGGUCGGUUCGACAAACCAUCUUGGCAGGCUGGAUGACGCCAUCGCCAAGCGACCCAGCCGUUUUGAUCGAAAGUUCCAUUUCAAGCUUCCUGAGGAGCCGGAACGAGUCGCCUAUUGUCGACAGUGGGUUAAUAAGUUGGCCAAUAAGGACACCGUCGACUUUCCAGAUGAGCUCUGUGACGUAAUUGCAAAGCUGACCGAGGGAUUCAGCUUUGCGUAUCUCAAGGAGCUCUUUAUCUCUUCGUUGCUGGCUCUCAGCCAUGGUCAAAUGACUGAUAGCCACAACACUGAUGUCGAUGCGACUACGGCUAAUGGCUCGGCUGCCAAUGGUGACAAUGUUGACAAGUCCAAUGCCAUGAUUGAUGACAACGGUCUCGGUAACAAUAACGAUGUUAAAAACGUCGAUACAACCGGUUUGAAUGUCGCCAAAGACGAAGAUAUGGCCCUGGGAGAGGACGAUCUCGAGGCGGAGACGAGUGCGGAUAAAGACAAUGAGAAUGAGGAGAGUCCAGUGAAAGUUAAAACGGUUAUGCCAACCGUACAGAUCCCUGACCACUUGAAGAAUAAUAAACUUCUAAGGAUUGUCUCAAGGGAAGCAGAGGCGCUCUGGGACCAGAUGGAUAACUCUGUAGAGGAGGAAUAA